Molecule: messenger RNA, 2034 nt
Organism: Fusarium musae
Lineage: Eukaryota; Fungi; Ascomycota; Sordariomycetes; Hypocreales; Nectriaceae
Exons: 5
Coding region: 1-2034 (677 amino acids)
Biological process (GO): regulation of DNA-templated transcription
Molecular function (GO): zinc ion binding; DNA-binding transcription factor activity, RNA polymerase II-specific
Source: RefSeq, a predicted model, not a curated record
AUGACACACGAUAGGCGUGUAUCUCAACGCCAGCCUAGGGCUUGUCUGGAAUGCACGCGACGCAAAACACGAUGUGACAAAGCUAUUCCCUGCGGGCGCUGCGUACGCCUCUCAAAGCCCUGCUCUCGCGAGGUUGUUCGUGUCAGCAAAAUCGAGAGAAAUCAUCGGUCUGAACUCACAUUUCUAAAUGAGCUGGCCGAUAAUCUGAAGACGUCCCGAGACAUCGAAACUGCCUUGGCCGCUAUUCGCGAGCGCAGGUCACUGUUGUUACAGGGAACCGGCCUCGAGAUGGUCGACAACAGUCCACCAUCCUGGUCAGCACGCAUCGAGCAUGAUGAGCUGCCUCGUGACGAGGUUGCUACUAGUGCUAUUCCUUCGGAGGCAUUACCCGAGCUUGUGCAGCCACUUGGCGAGGGUACCUGGGAACACAACGGUGACAUGGCGCCAGAUUCUCUGUUGACUCAAAGCAGAGAUUCCAGCAGACACGAACAUGCAGUUGAGUUUCUAAGGAUCGAAUUGCUCGCAUGGGGUAGAAGCGGUGGAAGCUGCUUUCCUCAUAUCGACUGCCAAUGUCGCUCCGUGAGGCCAUACCCAGAGAUCGCCAGCAUCACAGCCGACCCUCAUUGGUCCGGGUACAGACAUGUCCAACCUGACCUGGCCCGGAAGCCGAGCUCUCUAACAAAGGGACUCGCAAGGUCACUAGUUGGAUUUCAUUUGGACAAUAUCCUUUGGCAUCACAAUGUUUUCCACGCUCCUACGUUCCUGUCGCAAUGUGAACAAUUUUGGACAGCGGGUACUGUCGUUCACUCGCUUUGGCUUUCACUUUACUAUGCUGUGACUGCAGUCUCGUCGUGGACAGCUCUCAAUUGCGCUGGCUUAUGGACUGGCUCAACUUUUGAUCCUGAUCUGCCACUGCAGUUGUUCCGUGCCAUGGUGGACCAACUGUAUCAUGAAGACUUUGCCGAAAAUCACUCAACUCCCGAAGCCGUGAAUACUAAGAUUCUCACAGUAUUUUCAUUACAGGCCAUCAUACUGUCCACACGCGUGGCACAUAAUCUUGGCCGCAGUGACUGGAAUGCUACGCUUCUUGGAGCUGCUAUACGUAUAGCUCAUUGCAUGGGUCUUCACAGCAUACGAAACUCAACUGAAAACCCUGCAGUCACCACGCCGGUGGGUUGGUUUCGGUGCAUUGAGACUGAGGUUGGCCGACGAUGCUGGAAUCAGCUGGUUAUCCAGGACUAUUUCCAGGUUCCUUUUACGGAAACUUACGCUAUUCAUCCAUCUCAAUUCACCACAGAGCUACCGAUAAAUUGUCACGACGAAGACAUGAUGCCCAAGAAUGAAACAUCGUUGACUAUCAACAGCUAUCCACGGGCAAUGGUUCAGGUGGCUCUACUCAUGCCAAAGCUUCUUGACUCCCUAAACUCGAAUCUGCCUCGACGUUCUUUGGCUGAGACGUAUAAAGUCGUCACAGCAAGCUACUCCGCACUCCGUGAUAUUGUGCGGCGCCUGCCACCAUAUUUCAUGCAGACCCCUGAGCCGCAAAGUGGUACUGACGAAUAUAUGCCCCCAUGGCUACCCUUUGCUAGACGUAGUCUCGCUCUCAGCACCGCUGACAAGGUCAUCAUGAUUCAUCGUCCAGUUCUAUAUCAUGCUUUCCAAGUACCGGCAUUAACAAAGGCGCGAAAGUCAUGCGUGGCAGCGGCCAAGACGAUAUUCAAGGAAUACGAGUCUAUUUCACAAGAGGGGGUCAUUCCCAUUUGGACACAUUCAGCUUUUUGCGUUACAGCUACCAUUGUAAUUGGGUUAGAGCUGUUGUUCCGCGAGGCUCAUACAGACAAUGAGGCAAUCUCUCUGCGCUCCAUCAUGAACCGUACCGCUCAAAGUCUCCGGAGCAGACAAAGUGAUAUACUAGCCGCUCGAUGUGCUGCUCUGAUCGAAACCAUCCUGCUGAUUGAGGAGGAACUUGUUCUCAGCCUCAUGCGCUCAUCGUUCGAUGGAAGCACGACGCAACUGCGUUCGGUACAGAUAUGA